AUGUCUGAAUCCAUAGGAAAGCCAUGGAUCGAAGCUUCGGUAGUCGAGAUACUGGUAGAUCACGCACAUGAACUUCCAUCUCCAGCUCAGCUACAGGGCCGGGCUCAGAUUAUCAAGUUUUUGACUUUUCGAGAGGAUACCAAGGAUGGGAGGCAACCAAGGGAUCGUGAUACGCCGCUAUGGGCUGAGAUCACUGACAGCGAAUACAUCAUACCAGUUCGUAUCGCAAACGAGGCGACGAACAGGCUCGAAGAUGAAUACAAGCGCGCUUUAACAUACUACCGACGUGGAUUUUUUACACUCAAGGCUGCAAUAUUUCUCGAUAUUGUGGAACUUCAAUACAUAUCAGGCGGAGGCGAAGGAGCUCCUAUGGCAACUCGUGCAGUGGCACUUCGAACACCUCAUGCGUUUGACAAGUGGAUAGCGGGUUUAAGAACAGGGGGGCAAACCUUGACUAGGAUACAAGCCGAAGAGAAGUUUUUGAGGGAUUCGAGCCGCGCCUCUAAAGCGAAUUCGAGGCGUUCAAAUGCAACCAAUGCGAGUAAGAGAUCCUCCAAGGCUCCGAUCAAAACAUCCGCGCAGUCAGUUACUCCGCAGCCCUCGAUUGGGAACCUAGCUGCCAAGCGUGAGUGGCAAGAAAGUUGGUUUGGGAAACGUCCCAAGUGCCAUGGGGUGGACUACAUACCUCACUCCGGUGGGUUUGAACCUACUUCUGAGCAAAAAAUGGCGUUUGAGGUUAUUCUGGAGCGGAUCAAGAUGGCUACGCCCACCAAUCCAUAUGAUCCAAUGAAUAUGAGUAGUAGCUCAUCAAUUCCCGAUCGAUCCAGUGGCCUGCCUACGUCUAUUGUUCGCUCUAGCCAAGUCAUUCGUUCCAGCCAAGUAGUAUCAUCCACGCCUAUCGACGCGCAUCCCACACGCAAUCAAACAACGGCGUCACAGUUGGUCAUUGAACCGGCACACGGAUCGGUCAAACAUUCCAGUGAUGCUGAGAGCAAUGAGGAUUCUGGCUCUGAACAAGACGUUCCCAUUCGGUCUCGACAAACUUCAAACCGGACGGAUAGAACCGGGCAAAUGCCCACACCCCGGCCCAGUGACCAGCAUGCCGACGAGAGCCACCAGGAGGCUUGUAUAGCAGUUGAGGACCGGGCGCAAUCACUUGAGGCAGACGACGCAAUCAUAGAAGAACUGUUGUCCCAGGCAGAUCCUCGUGUUACCAAGUUUGUAUCGAGUAAUCAAAGAAGACUCCCCACUGUACUUGUCCCGGAUUCUGACCCUCCAGACUUGAGUCAGCGCAUCGCCCAAGUCCGAUAUUCCUCUCCAUGGGAUUGUGAAGAUGAGCUAUCUUCAGAACACGAUGGUUUACAUUCUCCAGAAGAGACUAGAAAUAGUCCCACUAAGGGCAAGCGGCCGCAUAGCCCAGCUCUAUUUUCGUCAACCCAACUUAUUUUGAACGCGGCCGAUCAAGAAGCAGCGAGCUCUCAGCAUCUUGGACAGGUGCCCAGUAACGCAAAGCACCAAACGAGCUCAGGACGAGGCGAAUCUCAGCACGGUGCAGCUGCCUCUCUUCCUUCACCCCCGCCAGAACAUUCAAAGGGGCAGAAGAGUCUCAUGCAGAACUUGGAAUCAGUGCUGAGUCGCCGGACCAAUGAACCAGUAUCUCCCACUCCAGCCUUAUCUCACCCGCGCGAUGCAAUUCUCCAACGCACCUCGAAGGACAGUCCAAAUGAGCAACAAGAGGAACCGUUUGGAACCAGGCCUAUUGAUAAGCACACAUCAAGAAAACGCCGGCUAUCUCAGUCACAAGCUGACGAUACCCUGAACGCUGGACUUUCACCGGAAUCAGCAGCAUCUGUUGGUAGGAGACCGGCCACUGAGAACAAGCGACAACGUCUGGAUUCUCAAAGCAAGAAUGCGCCACACCAACUUAAAGUUGCUCAAGGAACCCUGACAAAUACAGCUGUGGUGUCACCAAAUAUGACAAAGCCGACAACCUUCGACAAUGGCUCGGGUGGUGUAAUUCCUCACAACCAUGAUGCUUGGGCCAAUCCUAGCUGGAUGAACAACACAUCUGCCUCGAGCCAGACCGGACCAACUUCGACAAGCUAUUUGCGCGCCGCUGACGUACAAAGCUUGGAUAAUCUACAGUCGCGGCGGAUUUCUCAGGCUAGGAGCGGGCUACGCAUCCUGCAGCCUCACCUCCACUCCUCUUCCCGGAUACCUGAAUGUGCCCCUGCUUCCGAACACCCUCAUAUCACAGCCUCACAGUUUGCUGAUGCUGAUGAAGAUUCCUUGGCACCAUUAGUUAACUCCAAGGUUAUACCUUACAAGAAUAUGCGACUAGCAAACAAACCGGUUACUUUAGUCUCAAAGACUGGCGGCAUAAUUCAAUCAAAGCGUAUUAUUAGGGGACAACGCGCUGUAUCUGCACCUGGAUCUUCGAAGCAAUUGCGCACGUCGAACAGAGAUGGAAAUAGCACAGGAAUGGCACAGGAACCUCAGUCUACCGUUCGGCAUGGAACACGUACUUCCGAAGGGCAGCAGAAAGAAGAGAAGAACAGGCGUUCUACCCUUUCAACUUCCAAUCCUAGGCGGACAAGCAAAGUUCAUUUGGAUGGCUCGGAAGCCAGCACUGUGCGGCCCGCUACAACUGCUCACCAGUCGUACUUGGGAGGAUUUCAACCUUCAGUGACGGUUAAUCUUCCUCGUAAAUACCAGUGGACGUGGGAAAGCUGGCUAGAGGUUACUAAAGAUGCAUAUUCGUUCUGGCUUGAAUGA
Molecule: messenger RNA, 2775 nt
Organism: Rhizoctonia solani
Lineage: Eukaryota; Fungi; Basidiomycota; Agaricomycetes; Cantharellales; Ceratobasidiaceae
Exons: 9
Coding region: 1-2775 (924 amino acids)
Source: RefSeq, a predicted model, not a curated record